This is a messenger RNA of Penaeus chinensis, 2530 nucleotides long. RefSeq names its product acetylcholinesterase-like. The coding region runs from base 141 to 1649 and encodes 502 amino acids. NCBI's taxonomy places the organism in Eukaryota, Metazoa, Arthropoda, Malacostraca, Decapoda, Penaeidae. The record is from RefSeq and is a predicted model, not a curated record. The transcript is spliced from 10 exons.
CAGGAGGAGGAGGAAGAGGAGAAGACGCGAAGAAAACAGGGGGGAAAGGAGGAACGGAGGGAGAUGAAGACGGAAGAGGAGAAGGCAAGGAAGAAGAUAAGAGAGAAAAAGGUCCGUCAAGGAAGGCCAAAUACCUGUACAUGCAGCAGAAGCACAUGCGAGAGUACCGGAUGUCCGAGGACUGCCUGACGCUCAACAUCUACACUCCCCUCCCAGAGAGCCGCCGGGGCAAGACCAACGCCUCGGAGCUGCCGGUCCUCGUCUACAUCCACGGCGGGUCCUUCUACUCCAACGGCGGCAGGCUCUACCCGGGGGAAAAGCUCGCCUCCGAGGGCAUCGUCGUGGUCACUAUCAACUACCGCCUCGGCCCCUUCGGGUUCCUGUCGACGGGCGACGGGUGGUCGAGGGGGAACUGGGGGCUUCUGGACCAGCGCAUGGCCCUCCUGUGGGUGCGCCGCCACGCCAGUGCCUUCGGGGGCCACAAGGACAAGAUCCUCCUGGUGGGCAACUCCGCCGGGGCAGCCUCCGUCAUCCUGCACCUCGUGUCCCCUCUGUCCCAAGACCUGUUUUCGAGGGCGGCGGCACUCUCCGGCUGCGCGCUGGCACCCUGGUCCCUGCAGAGCCGCCCUUUGCACUUCGCCCAGCAGCUCGCCGCCGGCCUCGAGUGCCCCGUGUCCCCGUCGAGCGAGCUGGUGGACUGCCUGAGGCGUCAGGAUGCGCAGAAGAUCAACCAGAUCUACGCCAAGGACUACAUCCAGGACGGCCUGUGGCUGGCCUUCGCCCCCGUGGUCGAGGGCGACUUCGAGGGCGCCUUCCUCCCGAGGUCGCCGAGGACGCUGCUGGAGGAGGGGUCGCUGCCGCCCAUCCCGCUCAUCAUGACGCUCACGAAGGACGAGGUCUCCAUCUGGUUCAGGGAAGCCUCGCCAUCUACGCUCUCCCCCUCAUCAGAGAACCGAACCAUCGAACUCUCCAGAGCCGAGGACUGGCUGGAUAUUAUCAUGAAGCAGAAAUUCCCCGACCUGGAACCUCGGGCUCUGGCGGCGGUCCUCCACGCCGUCCGCGCCGCCUACAUCUACAGGAACGGAUACACCACCAAAGUCCCCGUCAAGAUUAUUUCCGAGCUCAUCUCUGACCUGGGCCUCCGCGUGCCCUGCGUCGAGGAGGCGGGCCUGCUGAGCCACUGGACGCGCCUCUACUUCGCCGAGUUCUCCUACGUGUCACCCGACGACGUCCGAGUGGGCAGCCAGAAGUGGAUAGGUUCUUACCACGAGAGCGACCUGCAGUUCGUGUUUGGCCAGCCUUUCCUCGGCCUGGCCAACACCCUGCGUGGCCCCAGAGACCGCUCUGUGGCCACUACCAUCAUGAGUGUCAUCAUCUCCUUCGCACAUACGGGCGUGCCUGAGUUGGGCGAGAUGGAGUGGCCGGCUUACAACCUCAGCCACCUCGUCCACCUGGAACUGAGUGAACAGCUGUCUCUUAGCCACAACCUCGUUCAACACAGUUUGUGCUUCUGGCAGCGCUUCAUUCCCCUCAUGACCCUGUUCCCCAUGAAACCGCCGGAGGAGGAGCCAAACGCGGCCCCGCCCUUCGCCACGCCCCCCGUGUCGUUGCUCCUCCUCUCCUCCUUCCUGCACCGGGCCUUCACCUAAAUCCUUUGGGACAGAAGAACAACAAAGAACUAAAGAGAGAGAGAAAAAAAAACAACAACAGGUGUGAAGGCGUCUGUUAAAAAUGGCGAUUUUUAACAUUUUUUUUUUUUUUUUUUUAAUCCUCUAUGUGAAACUUUUAGGGAUUUUUUUUUUUUUUUUUGUUAGUCCUUUGUGUGAAACUUUUAGGGAAAUUAUUUUCUUUUUUUCAGUCUUUUGUGUGAAACUUUUUGGGAAAUUAUUUUGUGAGCGAGAGAUGACAAAGAUUCAAAUUUUGAGAAACAAAUGUCUAUCAUAAGAGUGCAUAUUUCAUAAAAUAAUAAAUGUAAAUAAGAAUUAUUCCUUUUUUCAUCUCCCACACUUUUUCAGUAUAAUAUUUCUCGUCUUUCGUAAAAAAUGAAAAAAAGUCUCGCAAGAAAUAGAUAGAAAACACAGAAGGAUUUUUUUUUUAAACUAGACUUUGAGUAUAUUAAUCACUUUCAAUAUUUCAUAUUCAUUUACUAAUAUAUAUUCUUUACUUUCAAAAAAUUAUAGUUUAACAAAAAAUACAAGGUUUGUUUGUUUUUCUUUGUAUGUUUGUAUGUGUCACAGUGAAGGUUAUCCAGUUAUACCGUAUGUGUCUAUGUGUAUUUUUUUUUUUUUUUUUCUUAUCUUCUUCUUGUUCUCAUUUUUAUUAUUCUUCGUUUCUCUUAUUUUUUUCUGAUUAAAAAUGAAGAAGUUGUGUAUAACAAAAUGUGGAAGUGAUGUCAAAAUGUAUAUAUAUAUAAAUACAAGGGUGAUUUGCCUAUGUAUUAGCAUGUGUAUUUGCUUGUUUGUUGUAGUCCCCCUCUCUCUUUCUCUCUCUUUAUCUCUUACCCUCUCUCUCUCUAUCUAUCUAUCUAUCU